This is a messenger RNA of Dreissena polymorpha, 2500 nucleotides long. Its product is annotated as adhesion G-protein coupled receptor D1-like. The record is from RefSeq and is a predicted model, not a curated record. Gene Ontology annotation, biological process: cell surface receptor signaling pathway; adenylate cyclase-activating G protein-coupled receptor signaling pathway. The transcript has 15 exons. Lineage: Eukaryota; Metazoa; Mollusca; Bivalvia; Myida; Dreissenidae. Bases 808 to 2223 code for a protein of 471 amino acids. Gene Ontology annotation, cellular component: membrane. Gene Ontology annotation, molecular function: G protein-coupled receptor activity.
CAAUGCAAGUACUUCGCACGUGGCAACAAGAUCGCCGAAAUAAACGGAAAGCGAUGUCAAUGGAACAUUAUCUGACACAAUGCCAGAGGAAGACCAAAGUAUUCCAAUUUUCUCAACAGCUUCUACGUGUUCAAAUGACAAUCUGACGUCGUCACUGACGUCGUCAUCAACAACACCUCCUGUUCAAACAUUACCAUCCGAAUGUCGCGACGGUGACGUUAGUAAAAUCUGCAACAGAACAUCACAAAUUGGCUUGUUCAGCAACGAAAUUUUGCAAAACGUCCCCGACGGGGAAAACGGUACGAAAACAAUAGAAUUUACUGAGCUCCUGAACGAGAUUUUCGAAAAAGCAGAAAAAGGCAACAUUUCAUUGCAGAGGCAAAUGUCGUCAACGGUGGCGACAAUCAAGCCACCGCCUUUUCCUUUUCCGGGACAUCCCAUCAGCGCUUUGACAAACGGCUCUCCGGGGAGCCAGAACAGUUCCGUACCGAUCAAAGAGGUUUCAUUCCACGUUUCCGAAGAGAACGCGGAAGCGGAAAAUGGUCGUUUACGUACUAAUGUUUCUCGAUUACAUUUACCGCUUCUCACGGAAAAUCACGUCAUCAGUUCACCUGAACUGAGCAAUCUGACACGUCUGCUGAAAGCGCUGAAGGACAAACCCCGCGUCAACCAAACAACCAUCGAGGAAUUUGCUGUUACUGUUUCCAACACGGUCGCUAGCAGCAGUGCCUUGGCUGAAUCAAGUCAACUUAAGGAAAUAGGGCCAUAAAGCGUUCUUUGAAUACAGCGGGUGCCAUCACGUUUGAAAUGAAAACGUUUGUAUCGAAGCAUAAAGAAGAAGCCGCGAGAGAAUGCGUCUUCUGGGAUUUCGCCAAGAGUGCCUGGUUUAGUGCCGAAUGUAAGGUUGUUGAUCAGAACGCCUCGCACACCACGUGCACUUGCAAUCAUCUCACCAACUUUGCCGUGCUGGUGAUGUACGUGGAAACCAAGGAUAUGUCACUUGGUAACCGUCAUGCGCUGUUUACUCUGACCACGGUCGGCUGCAUCCUCUCUAUCGCCUGUCUACUGAUGACCCUCAUAGCCUACGUGUACUUGAACAUGCUGGGUAACGAGAAGAUACUGAUACAUUUCAACCUCUCCCUGGCGCUCAUGAUGAGUCAGCUGGUGUUUGUUUCCGCCAGCGACGCACACCGGAACCAGGCGGCGUGUAAGGCGGUGGCGGUGGUGCUCCAUUUCCUGUUCAUGGCCUCGUUUUCCUGGAUGCUCGUGGAGGGCAUCGCGCUCUACAUGUGCUGCACAAAGGGGAUAUUUAACCAUCGGGACAUGCGCGUCAAGUACAUCCUGCUGGGAUGGGGACUUCCGCUUCUGAUUGUGAUCAUCUCGGUUGCCGCCCGUACUCCGGAAUACGGGAACGGACCCCAAUAUAGGUGCGUUAAAACACGAUUGUACGGUAAAACACGAGUCUACGGUAAAACACGAGUCUACGGUAGUACACGAGUCUACGAUAAAACACGAGUCCACGGUGAAACACGACUCUACCGUAAAACACGAGUCUACUGUAGUACACCAGUUUACGCUUCGCACAUGUUUAAGUUCCUUUUUUCAAAGAGUGAGUCCCUUUUGUUUAUCAGCUGCUGGUUGUCCGUGAAAGAGGGUCUCAUCUGGGCCUUCAUUGGGCCAAUGCUGGUCGUCGUGCUGGUAGGUGACUUCCGUUACUCAACUGCCGAAGGGAGGGGGGCUUUUCAGAAAGUUCAUAUGAUGAAUAACAUUAUAUAUGUUGCAGAUGAACAUGUUCGUUCUGGGACUGGUGGUGAAGGUUUUUCUGACAUUGAAGACCAUCUCAGAAAAGACGGAGUUAGCCAAAUUAGGGGAAGCCUCCGCGCGAUGCUAACGCUGCUCCCCCUGUUGGGCCUCACGUGGAUCCUUGGUCUGCUGGUCCCUAUUAAUGUCGUGUUCCACUACCUCUUCGUGAUCGCCAACACAGUGCAGGGGAUGUGCAUAUUCUUUCUCCACUGCAUCUGCAAUGACGAGAUCCGGAAGAAGUUCCGUGAAAAGCGGCGCCGAUGGUCGACGACCAGGACCUUAUCUGAAGUUGAUAUGGCGUUUCCCGGUCGGCGGAAGUUAGGGAGUAUCGAUACGGCGAAAUUUUCAGCUGUGGGAAAUGUUAUGCAAAACACGGCGGAUUGCAUAGUCUCCAAACUUCCUCAAGUCGUCUGGUCAUAAAGCAGGAACCGUGAUGCCCCCUACCGGCACAUGCAGUAGCACGUGACGUUCGUGAUUACUAGCCGUUGAAGACCACGGGGCUUCUCGAGCUACAGCCACGAUAUUCUGUGGGAUUUCUUGCUAUAUUCAUAAACACUAUUUGAAGUCAAUGUCGUUCAUUGCGAAUUGCAUUGUUUCUUGUCUUUUUUUAACGUGAGAUCUUUGUGAAAUAUUUAGUGGUUAGAGACAGAUUAUAUCUGUUUAGAACUUCUUAAAUUACACAGAAAACAAAAACAAA